GGGGCGCGAGGUUUUCAGUGCGCAGCGACGAGGAUGCGCAGCAGCAUCUCCAUGGAUCUUUUAAGAAUGCAUAACUACUGAGGAACCAGCGGGCAGGGAAAACGGCGUCUGGACGCGGCUGGAAGUGUUGGAUUCUCUUCCCGAAUGAGGAAAGCCAGCCGGGAUUGGUUAUUUCUCUCCUCUCUGUUUUUGUUUUGUUUUUUGUUUUUUUUGUAAAGAAGGCUUUCCUCUGCUUGUCUUGAGAAGAAGGAAGUUUGCGCACGGCGUCAUUAUUCUAAUAAAAAAGGUUUAAUGGGAUUUUUUUGUUUGUUUGUUUGUUUUUUUUUUUGUUGGGUUUUUUGUUUGUUUUUUUCUCUCCACAUGAGAUGGUCAUGAGGUGUCGGUGAGAGCUCCCGGAGAGGCGCCGGCGGAGGGUCCGGGGGGCGCGGGAGGGGGAGAGACCGGGGCCUGAGCGCACCGCGUCUGCAGCAGAGCGCGGCGCUGCGCGGAACGGCGCGGCGCGGCGCACCACCUGGAAACUAUAUACGGUCCGCUUGACGCACCAAACCCACAAGAAGAGAAAGGGCUGGUGCGGACUUUACGGCUCGGACAGAAACUGAUCAUGUGAUGACAAAGAGCUCGUUUGGCACGUCUACAGAGUCCAUUACAGGAGCUGAGUGAUGGCCGAGGAUGGGGGAAGUGUCUCCGCGCUCCCCGACGCCAGGGGCUCAGAGGGUCGCUCCUCUCUGCCAAGGACUUUCAUCCGGCUGAACGACCUGUCCGGGCUGGCAACGGGAGCUGUGGAGUGUGGCAGCGAGCUGGUGAUGGAGCCGGGGUCUCCGGCACCUGACGGGAUCUCUGUGGCCGGGGACGAGGGUUCGACGCAGGGCGGCGGGGAGAGCCUGCCCUACCCUACGCUGGCCCCCGUGGUCUUCUUCUACCUGAAACAAACCACGCGCCCCCGGAGUUGGUGUCUCAAAAUGGUGUGCAACCCAUGGUUCGAACGAGCGUCCAUGUUGGUGAUCCUGCUGAACUGCGUGACACUGGGCAUGUUUCAUCCCUGCGAAGACAUCAACUGUGACUCUGAGCGGUGCAAAAUUCUACAGGACUUUGAUGACUUCAUCUUCGCCUUCUUCGCCAUCGAGAUGGUGAUCAAAAUGGUAGCCCUGGGGAUUUUUGGCAAGAAGUGUUACCUCGGAGACACGUGGAACCGCCUGGAUUUCUUCAUCGUAUUGGCUGGGAUGUUGGAGUACUCACUCAACCUGCAAAAUGUUAGCUUUUCAGCUGUGAGGACUGUGCGUGUGCUGAGACCCCUGAGAGCCAUCAACCGGGUGCCAAGUAUGCGCAUACUGGUGACCCUGCUGCUGGACACGCUGCCCAUGCUGGGUAAUGUGCUGCUGCUCUGCUUCUUUGUCUUCUUCAUUUUCGGGAUCGUUGGCGUCCAGCUGUGGGCCGGCCUGCUCAGAAACCGCUGCUUCGUCAAAGACAACUUCUCCUUCCCUCUGUCCGUGGAGCUCGGCAAGUACUACCACACGGAGAACGAUGACGAGAACCCCUUCAUCUGCUCCAUGCCCCGAGACAACGGCAUGAGGGACUGCGGCUCCAUCCCCAAGCUGUACGACGAGGCGGGCCAGCAGUGCAGUCUGGACAUCGACUCCUACAACAGCACAGACAACACCACCUGCGUCAACUGGAACCAGUACUACACCAACUGCUCCGCCGGCCUCAUCAACCCCUUCAAGGGGGCCAUCAACUUCGACAACAUCUGCUAUGCGUGGAUAGCCAUCUUUCAGGUGAUCACUCUGGAGGGCUGGGUGGACAUCAUGUACUUUGUGAUGGAUGCACACUCCUUCUACAACUUCAUCUACUUCAUCCUGCUUAUCAUUAUCGGCUCAUUCUUCAUGAUUAACCUGUGCCUGGUGGUCAUCGCAACUCAGUUCUCAGAGACCAAGCAGCGGGAGAGCCAGCUGAUGAAGGAGCAACGAGUGCGCUUCAUGUCCAACGCCAGCACUCUGGCAUCCCUGUCCGAACCAGGAUCCUGCUACGAUGAGCUGCUGAAGUACCUGGUCCACAUCAUCCGGAAGGGGGCCAAGCAAGUGGCUCAUGUCUGCAGGUUUUUGGCCCGCCGCGCAGGACUUAACAUCGCCUCCUCGCCGCCAGCAACAGAGCCCACACAUAGCCAGAGGCAGAGGAGGAGAAGAAAAUCCUCCAGGCAGGGGUCUAUGUCGGUUCAUCACAUGGUGCACCAUCAUCACCUCCACCAUCACUACCAUCUUGGCAACGGCAGCAUCCGGGAGGGAGGGAGCACGAGGUGUCUGGAGGGGAGAGACGUGGAGGCUGGGGCUCCCAAAGCAAACACAAGCGUUGUGCCACUGGGCUUGGCACCGCCAUCCUCUCUGAUAGCCGCAACCUCCGACUCAAACGUCGCCGUGUUGGGAAACCUGACUUCUGGAGCGGGCGACUCGUCCUCGGGUUGCGGCGUGCUCAGAGGAGAACCGUCUCACUGCACUUUGUUUCCCACCAACCGGGGAAUGAAUCCAGUGGCCUUCCUGGCUCCGACUUCCACAUCCAGACCCAUGAAGAGGAACUCUGUACCAUUUGCUGCUCCAGGGCCUAAGAACUACCCCACCCUCCAGGCCCGAGCCUUGGCAGAGUCCAGGAGAGGGAGUGUCACUGCCAGCACGCUAACAAAUCUGAGUUAUAAUCUCAAUAUCCCACCCAUGCAUCUGGACAGACGGCCAUCCAGCCUGGUGGACACACGCACUCCAACAGCUCAGCUCUCCUGCCAAUUGUCGGCUCGUGAGCUCAUCACCAUGGAUGCAGCUGGUCUGACUAUGGACCCUGAGACCUGCCCUGAUUGCGCUAAGGCACUGGCCCAUGAGUUGGAGGGUUUCACCGAGGGCAACGAGACACCAGGUGACUCGGACAGCGACUGUGUGUAUGAGCUAUCGCAAGACCACCACCACAGGGACAGGAGAGACAGCCGGCAGCCCAGGAAGAAGAGUCGGAGGUUGGGCAAGACGGCUGCCAAGGUCGUCCACUUUUGGAGGCUGGUGUGUGACACCUUCAGGAAGAUUGUGGAUAGCAAGUACUUUGGUCGGGGGAUUAUGAUCGCCAUUCUGAUUAACACCUUAAGCAUGGGGAUCGAGUACCAUGAGCAGCCUGAGGAGUUGACCAACGCCCUGGAGAUCAGCAACAUCGUCUUCACCAGCCUCUUCUCCCUGGAGAUGCUGCUGAAGGUUUUGGUGUACGGGCCGUUCGGCUACAUCAAGAACCCCUACAACAUCUUUGACGGCAUCAUAGUGGUGAUCAGCGUUUGGGAGAUCGUCGGCCAGCAGGGCGGCGGCCUGUCCGUGCUGAGAACCUUCCGGCUGAUGCGCGUCCUGAAGCUGGUGCGUUUCAUGCCGGCCCUGCAGAGGCAGCUGGUGGUGCUGAUGAAGACCAUGGACAACGUGGCCACCUUCUGCAUGCUGCUCAUGCUCUUCAUCUUCAUCUUCAGCAUCCUGGGGAUGCAUCUGUUCGGCUGCAAGUUUGGCUCUGAGAGGGAUGGAGACACGCUGCCGGACAGGAAAAACUUCGACUCCCUCCUUUGGGCCAUAGUGACCGUGUUUCAGAUCCUGACCCAGGAGGACUGGAACAAGGUGCUGUACAACGGCAUGGCCUCCACGUCUCCAGUAGCGGCGCUUUACUUCAUCGCCCUCAUGACCUUUGGGAACUACGUCCUCUUCAACUUGCUGGUGGCCAUCCUAGUCGAAGGCUUCCAGACCGAGGAAAUUACCAAGCGGGAGGACUUGCAUGCCCAGCUGAGCCUAAUUCAACUGCCUGUAGACUCAGGGGGGGAUGCUUCUAAAACCGGGUCGGAGAUUGAUUCUGUUGCACGAAGUAUGGAAGACGUCAAUGGCAGCAAAAAGGACUUAUCGCCUUCAACAGUAGUGCCGGUGAAUGGUCACGUGGAAAUGAAGACCAGUCUGACUCCACCGCUCAUCACCCACACCGCUGCCACGCCCAUGCCCGUCCCCAAGUUGCCCGUGGCGGGCGACCCCGUCCUGGGCUACGAAUCUUGUCAAGGCAGCAAUAUCUCCAUCGACCCAGCCUGCUUUGACAAAUCGCCUACUAGCGUCCGCUCCUCUCCACACGGCCAGUGGACGACCGGCAGCGGCUGGGGCAGCCGACGGUCCAGCUGGAACAGCCUGAGCCGCGUGCCAUCAUACAAGCGGCAGAAGCGACAGUCUGGCGAGCGGCGGUCUCUCCUGUCCGGGGAGGGCAACUCGAGCUCCGACGAAGGAGACGGGGGAGGAGAAGGCGGAGGCGGGUUGGUGGACGAAGACAACACGUCCCUUCCUAGGACGGACUCGAUGUCGCAGCCUCACGGAGGACCGCGGCACAGGAGGAUGGAGUCCGUAGAAACUCGGAGCUCCAUGGAUUUGCCUCCUGAGGCCUUACUGCAGGUGCCCUACCUGCACCGCUCAGCCAGCAUGCACAGCUCCAGGCCGCCCUCCCUGGCCCACCUACGGCCUCCAGAACACAGCGACUGCAACGGGAAGGGAACUCCGUCGGCCCUGGGCCCGACCAACGUCUCCCUGGAGGAGAACACAGAAGACGAGAACGCGGAGGAGGAGGUCAGCCAGAGUCGUUUUGACAGGAUUCUCCGAUGGAUGGAGAAGAAGCAGCCAGCAUGGUGUCGGCAGAGAGACACAUGGUCCCUCUACCUGUUCCCCCCACAGUCCAGGUUCCGAAUCCUGUGCAACAAGAUCAUCACCCACAAGAUGUUUGACCACAUCGUUUUGGUCAUCAUCUUCCUCAACUGCAUCACCAUCGCCAUGGAGAGGCCUCGCAUCCAUCCCAGCAGUGCCGAGCGGAUCUUCCUGACAUUCUCCAACUACAUCUUCACCGCAAUCUUCGUGGCAGAGAUGACCGUAAAGAUUGCGGCCAUGGGCUUUUUCUUCGGGGACAAAGCCUACCUGAGGAGCAGCUGGAACAUCCUGGACGGGAUGUUGGUGAUGAUUUCUGUCGUCGACAUCCUGGUGUCUCUCAUCUCCAACACGGGAACCAAAAUCUUGGGCAUGCUCCGAGUGCUGCGGCUGCUGAGGACGCUCAGGCCGCUCCGCGUGAUCAGCAGAGCUCCGGGGCUGAAGCUGGUGGUGGAGACACUGAUGUCGUCACUCAAGCCUAUCGGGAACAUCGUCGUCAUCUGCUGUGCCUUCUUCAUUAUCUUUGGCAUCCUUGGCGUCCAGCUUUUCAAGGGGAAGUUCUUUGUGUGUCAGGGGGAGGAUGUGAGGAACAUAACCAACAGGACAGACUGCGAGGGGGCCCACUACAAAUGGGUCCGGCACAAGUACAACUUCGACAACCUGGGGCAGGCAUUGAUGUCUCUUUUUGUACUGGCCUCAAAAGACGGAUGGGUGGAUAUCAUGUAUGAUGGCCUUGAUGCUGUAGGAGUUGAUCAACAGCCAAUAAUGAACUACAACCCGUGGAUGCUGCUCUACUUCAUCUCCUUCCUCCUGAUCGUGGCCUUUUUUGUGCUCAACAUGUUCGUGGGCGUGGUGGUGGAGAACUUCCACAAAUGUCGGCGCCACCAGGAGGCAGAGGAGGCCAAACGCAGGGAGGAGAAGAGAUUGAAACGAAUGGAGAAAAAGAGACGGAAUUUAUUGGUUCCGGGGGUGAGUUGGGCCCUCUCUGACGGCACACUGAAAGCUCAGAGUAAGCCCUACUACUCAGAUUACUCCCCCACUCGGCUGCUCAUCCACAAGAUGUGCACCAGCCACUACCUGGACCUCUUCAUCACCAUCGUCAUAGGGCUCAACGUUAUCACCAUGUCCAUGGAGCACUACGAGCAGCCACAGGAGCUUGACAACGCGUUGAAGAUCUGCAACUACAUCUUCACCCUCAUCUUUGUUUUGGAAUCUGUCUUCAAGCUGGUGGCCUUUGGAUUUCGGCGCUUCUUCAAGGACAAGUGGAACCAGCUGGAUCUCGCCAUUGUUCUGCUGUCCAUCAUGGGCAUCACUCUGGAGGAGAUUGAGGUCAACGCUUCGCUGCCCAUCAACCCAACCAUUAUCCGCAUCAUGAGAGUGCUGAGGAUAGCAAGAGUGCUGAAGCUCCUGAAGAUGGCGGUCGGAAUGAGAGCUUUGCUGGACACAGUUAUGCAAGCUCUGCCUCAGGUGGGGAAUCUGGGCCUACUCUUCAUGCUCCUCUUCUUCAUCUUUGCCGCGUUGGGAGUCGAGCUGUUUGGCGACUUGAUCUGUGAUGAGCUCCAUCCGUGUGAGGGUCUGGGCCGCUACGCCACUUUCAGGAACUUUGGGAUGGCGUUCCUGCUGCUCUUUAGAGUUUCCACUGGCGACAACUGGAAUGGCAUCAUGAAGGACACUCUGAGGGACUGCGCCCACGAAACGGGGACGUGCUACAACACCGUGGUCUCUCCCAUUUACUUCGUCUCCUUCGUCCUGACCGCCCAGUUUGUCCUGGUCAACGUGGUCAUAGCCGUCCUGAUGAAGCACUUGGAGGAGAGCAACAAGGAAGCCAAAGAGGAGGCAGAGCUGGAGGCCGAGUUAAACCUGGAGCUGCAAAUGGAAGGAGCAGACAUGGCGCCAAGAUCGCCCCAGCUCAACCCCCUGGCCCUGGGCAUGGAUCGGUCAAGCUCAGGGGGUUCCCCCUGGAGGUCCGCCGGAGGGGGGGACAUGGUGCAGGAGCGGGAAGGUCCUAUGGACUCUCCCACUGCUGAUAUAACCAGAGACUCUGUAGACAUCAGAGCAGAACCCCCCGCAUACCCAGAGCCCCAGCUGGAGUUUGUGCAGCGGAGACCGCUGUUUGACUCCAUCUCCCUGGUCAUCCAGGGCUCAGUGGAGGGAGAGUUGAGUUUGAUGGACAACCUGUCCGGCUCCAUCUGCCACUACUACGCGCUGCCCCCCAGGCCCAACAAGCACAGCACCGACAAGAAGAUCCCUCUAGCGGAGAUGGAAGCUCUGUCUCUGGCCUCAGAGAAAUCCUGGUCCCUAGCUCUGCCCGACGACUCGGCCCCUGGCGAUUUUAGCCCCCUCUUUCUAAGCGCUCUGGAAUGCAAUCCGGAGGCACCAAAGGACAACCUGUUGAGCGUCAGAAAACCUGCGGUGGGACGCACUCACUCUCUGCCCAACGACAGCUACAUGUUCUUCCCCCUUCAGCCCUUUGGUUCUUCGUCUCCGUCUCCAGCGCAGCUUGUAGCACAAUCACAGGGGCCCCAGCACCUAGUGGGCACUCACAGGGCCCAAUCAGGCUCCAGAGGCUCAGUGCGCUCUCAGCCAGAGGAGUGCUCCCAGCAGCUGACGGUCCCCACUGACUUCUUCAGACCCAUCAGCCCCCACAGCCACUCAGACUCCGAGAGUAUUCCUCGACAACCUACGUCAAGACGCACACAUGCACUUAGCCGCACGCUCCGCCGACAGGUUGCAGUGUCCACUGAUUCUCAGGAGGCCCUCUGUUCAGAUGAACGGGAGAGCAGUGAAGGACUUCUGAACGCGGCAGCUUUGGGUCUACCUCUAUCCGCCUCUCCCUCCCAUCAGCAUCAUCAUCCCCAUCUACACCCAGCUCUCUGCCUGGUACCUGCCACACCGGGUGCCUCCCCUAAACCCAGCAGCGUGCACACCCAGCAACAUGACCAGCACUGUCUCGCCUCCUACUCUUCUUCUGCGUUACCGUCCACGUCCUCCCACCCGCCUCCUCCUCCCUUACCUGCCAGGCCCCAACAGCAGCAACAAGAGGAGGUGGAGGCGGCGUCGGAGGAUCGUGAAGUUUCUCUCAUCACCUGUGGAGGACUGGUGGGAAGCGACAGCGUUGCUGCGGAGGACACGGUGUGCCAGGAGAGUCGGAGUCCCUGCACAAGGCAGCUCAAGAGGUUCCACAGCGUCGACACGCAGGGGUGUAGCACCCUCCUGCCCCGCCCGCGUCCUUACUCCUGGCUGGACGACCCGCGGCGCCACUCCGUAGAAGUGUACCCGGCGAAGGACCCUUGCCCACAGCGCAGUGCCGCCUCCACGUCUUCGGGGUUUGUGUCCCGGUCAGACAGCCUGCAGAUUCCCACCCAGGCCCCACUGCCGUCGCCCCGGCGCAAGAAGAAGAUGAGCCCACCCUGUAUAUCCGUCAACCCGCCUGAUGAACUCGAACCCCAGUCUGGCCUCUACCCAAGCCUCAGUGGCAUGGGGUUGGCGGGAUUAGGAAUGCCCCCUCCUCUGCCCAGCAGGGACACAUGUCUGAGGAGGAGAGCACCCUCUAGCGACUCCAAGGACUCGUUCGACCUGGGAGUCGGAGAGGGCUUGGGGCAAGACGGAGGCUCGCCGAAUCCCAAUCCCAGCUCCAAGCUAUUGACUCUUCCCAGCUUCUCCUUCGAGAAGACAAGCGCCGAGCACUGAACAUCAACUCUCCCAUCACACACCAGAGCAUAUAACCCCCCCCCACACACACACACACACACACACACACACUCGGAUGAACUCUCUGCAUACACACAAACACAUGAUGCACUCUGUGUAUCUGUGAUGGUGAUAGCUCUAGUAAUAAUGCUGUAGAAAGUAAUAAUGGUAAAACUACAACAAACAGUGAAACCAUCCUUCAUGAGGAGUGCGGUACUGUGGUAGUGUGACCAUCCCUCGUCUUUGUAUUGUUACUGCCGAAACAGCCGGAGAACGAGUGACCACCUGAGACGACAAAACGAGACUGUUUCUCUUCUGCGACAACUUGCAGUUUGACCCCUGAACCUCUGGAGCAACAUCAGCAUCUGGGAUUUGGCACCCCCCCUUGUGGCCGCUGUCAGAACUGCCUGGUGUUGCACAGGGUGGAUCUGGUCGGUGGAGACACAAAGCAAUAUGAACGUUUUAGAGACACUAUUUUCUUAAAUUAUUGGGCCAUCGUGUUUGUACAGGAUGUUGUUUUUUUUGUUUGUUUGUUUUUUUUUUUACGUUUUCACAUCUUAUUUGUUUUUUUUUUUUUGUCAAUUAUGUUUUGUCUUUCUUUUUCACUGUAGGAUAUUUCUAGCUUCCUUGGCUUACCAAGGAAAGUGAGCGUUUUUCAAAGUGCUGAAAACCAUGUAUUUGUAGGAAUAAUAUAUAAAUAUAUAUAAAAAGAAAUCAUUAAACUGAGCUUGGAUUUUUAAGCACACACAUCA
This is a messenger RNA of Xiphophorus maculatus (southern platyfish), 9112 nucleotides long. RefSeq names its product calcium voltage-gated channel subunit alpha1 G (gene cacna1g). NCBI's taxonomy places the organism in Eukaryota, Metazoa, Chordata, Actinopteri, Cyprinodontiformes, Poeciliidae. The transcript has 41 exons. Gene Ontology annotation, cellular component: neuron projection; voltage-gated sodium channel complex; voltage-gated calcium channel complex. Gene Ontology annotation, biological process: membrane depolarization during action potential; positive regulation of calcium ion-dependent exocytosis; neuronal action potential. The coding region runs from base 660 to 8360 and encodes 2566 amino acids. The record is from RefSeq and is a predicted model, not a curated record. Gene Ontology annotation, molecular function: low voltage-gated calcium channel activity; voltage-gated sodium channel activity.